UGCCAUUAUCCCCGCCCCCAUACGGAAGCGGUGGUGUCCUAGGGACCCGAGAGCCGGUGGGGUCCAGGCCAUGGGGCAGCCCUGGGCGGCGGGGAGCGCGGAGGGGGCGCCCGCGCGGCUGCCCCUCGUGCUCACUGCGCUGUGGGCCACGGCUGUGGGCUUGGAGCUGGCCUAUGUGCUAGUUCUGGGUCCCGGGCCACCCCCGCUGGGACCCCUGGCUCGGGCCUUGCAGCUAGUGCUGGCCGCCUUCCAGCUGCUCAACCUGCUGGGCAACGUGGGGCUCUUCCUGCGCUCCGAUCCCAGCAUCCGGGGCGUGAUGCUGGCCGGCCGCGGUCUGGGCCAGGGCUGGGCUUACUGCUACCAGUGCCAAAGCCAGGUGCCACCACGCAGUGGGCAUUGCUCCGCCUGCCGCGUCUGCAUCCUUCGUCGGGAUCACCACUGUCGCCUGCUGGGCCGCUGCGUGGGAUUCCGCAACUACCGGCCCUUCCUGUGCCUGUUGCUUCAUGCUGCGGGCGUCCUGCUCCAUGUCUCUGUGCUGCUGGGUCCUGCCCUGUCGGCCCUCCUGCGAGCCCAUGCACCCCUCCACAUCGCGGCCCUCCUCCUGCUGCCCUGGCUCAUGCUGCUCACAGGCAGAGUGUCUCUGGCGCAGUUUGCCCUGGCCUUUGUGACCGACACGUGUGUGGCAGGUGCACUGUUGUGCGGGGCUGGGCUGCUCUUUCAUGGGAUGCUGUUGCUGCGGGGCCAGACCACGUGGGAGUGGGCUCGGGGCCAGCACUCUUAUGAUCUGGGCCCUUGCCACAACCUGCAGGCGGCCCUGGGGCCCCGCUGGGUCCUUGUCUGGCUCUGGCCCUUCCUGGCCUCCCCCUUGCCCGGAGACGGGAUCACCUUCCAGACUGCAGCUGAUGUGGGCCUCGCAGCCUCCUGACUCUAGGAAGAGCCAGAGCUGUUCGGGGAGAGGGGAGCAGGAGAGGGGGCUCCUAACUCAUCUCAGGCCCAUCCCUAACCUCAGGAGGGGAGGUGCACUGGUACUUAAUGCCUUUCGGCAACUCCAGUCCCAUCCUUGGCCUUGCCCCUGCCCAGCUUGGACUCCAGUGUCCAGGGCUUGGGCCCUGCAGCUCUGCCUCAUUGGCCCUCUGGCAGAGUGGCAGGUUUGGCAAGGGGCUGCUUGGCCAGCCUAGUCACCCCUUUGCCAAGUUAAUAAAGCGCCCACUUGGUUCUUGGA
Molecule: messenger RNA, 1222 nt
Organism: Neofelis nebulosa (Clouded leopard)
Lineage: Eukaryota; Metazoa; Chordata; Mammalia; Carnivora; Felidae
Gene: ZDHHC24
Product: zinc finger DHHC-type containing 24
Exons: 3
Coding region: 71-925 (284 amino acids)
Biological process (GO): protein targeting to membrane; peptidyl-L-cysteine S-palmitoylation
Cellular component (GO): Golgi apparatus; endoplasmic reticulum
Molecular function (GO): protein-cysteine S-palmitoyltransferase activity
Source: RefSeq, a predicted model, not a curated record